This is a messenger RNA of Aphanomyces astaci, 1712 nucleotides long. RefSeq lists its product as hypothetical. Gene Ontology annotation, molecular function: microtubule binding. NCBI's taxonomy places the organism in Eukaryota, Oomycota, Saprolegniomycetes, Saprolegniales, Verrucalvaceae. The transcript is spliced from 5 exons. The coding region runs from base 207 to 1616 and encodes 469 amino acids. The record is from RefSeq and is a predicted model, not a curated record. Gene Ontology annotation, cellular component: cilium; ciliary basal body.
GCUAUGUAGAUUCAUCCAGCAGCAUUCAGUGAUUCUGCUCAUCCUCCAUCUCCAGGUUGAAGACUUCUAUAGCCACAGCCCAGAAGUCAUCACGUCUAGUGUUGAGUUAGAACACCCUGUUCUGUUGGAGAACUGCAUGGCAUCACUCUAAAAAUAGCCACGUACAGUAGCUCAACGUUGCAACACUACAGUCCAUUACAUGUACCAUGGCCGCAAUGCCAGACGGCAUAGAAUCGUUCCGAGUGGCGGCGGAGCGGGCGUUGCGGGACCAGCGCGUGCAGUUUGACCUGAAGCAACGCGAGGAGGACUUGGUGCGUCUGCAGGCGGAGAACGUCGAGAUGAAGGCCAAGAUGAAGGAGAUGAAGGCGUCCAUGGAGGCCAACAUCGAGGACCGAGAGCGUGUGAUCAUGUACAAGGUCAAGCGCAUCGACGAGCUCCAGGACAAGCUUGCUCGGUAUAACCUUGUUUCUACGAUCGAACUUCGACUAACUCCAUGUAGCCGCGAAGAAGACGAGACCGGCCGCAUGGACCGAGCCGUGCACACCGUCACGGAGCAGCUGGGCAUUGUCACGGCGGAGCGAGACCUGCUGCGGUCGAAAUGCGUCGUCAGCGACGCGACGCUGAAGGACAUGGAGGCGUUCCAGGCGGUGAAGGGCAGCUUGGAAGCGGAGCUCGCGCGACUGCAAGCGGAAAACACGCAGAUCCAAGCGGCGUGCGCCGCGCGGCUGCGUGAGGUAGAGGUGAGCCACGUCAUGCAUCUGCAGCGCAUGAAGCGCGAGAAGGACGACGACGUGGCUCGGACACGGCGUGACAUGGAGAAGGCCAUGCUCGAUAGGUACGUAUCGUGGUCGUGGACGGUAGUCGUGGUUGAUGGUUGGCGUAGCUUGGACGGCACAACCCGCCGCGCCGUGUUGGAGAACGAAAAGCUCACGCUUGAAUUGAGCUACCAGUCGUCCAAGUUGGAGAAAAUGAUUUCGCAAAACGAAGUGUUGAAGCGGUCGAAAAUCGAAAGCCGCAACAACACUGACAUUUUGACAGAAAUGACCGAAACGUUGUCGAAAAAGGUCAAAUUUUAUGAGAAAUUGUUCCAAAAGAUGCAUCAAAAGGAACGGAUGGCUGUGGAACAGCAGCUCGUGGCCGCUCAAACCAAAGCCAACCACCAACGCGACAGAGCCAAUGUGUUGUUGUCCGCCAAACCACCCCAGCAGGCAUCCACCAUCACCUCAAACACCCCGUCGGACACAAAAAAUGGGUCGAAUUGGCAGGAAGCACUCGACACGCACUUGGUCGAGCGAUAUAAGACCAAGCGUGGCAUUGAUGUGGUGGUCCAGUACAAUCAAUUUCUCCAUGGAGGGGGACUCGAUGCGACAGCGUCCUCCUCGGCCAAGCCUAAACCCAAGACUAACAGUAAAGCGACGGCGGCACCCCCACGACCAAGUCGCCGGGCAGCGCCAGUGCACUACUCGCCCCAAGUGAUUGAAUCCAUUCGACUGCCCCACAUUGUCGACACUGGCGACAGGCCGUAUGUGCCCAAAGCAGAGUACCUCGAGUCGUCCACGUCGCAUGCGCGUCCGUCGCGGCGAACGGCUGACGGGUCCUACACUGCAAGGACCUGAGUUUUCGAAUAACUUUACUACAACCAGUCCUCCUGUGACAUGGCUCAUAACAAUAAUGUAGUUAAGGGCCUGUUCCAAGUAGAUAUUUUUAGCAAA